AGCAAGGUAUUUUCUUUCCGGUUGUUGCCUCUUGCCGGCCCCACCCCGACUGGGCCCUGCGGCCCCCCCCCCGCCCCCCGCGGCCCCCUGCCGCCGGGCCCGCCGCCACCAUGAAGAAGUUCUUCCAGGAGAUCAAAGCUGACAUCAAGUUCAAGAGCGCGGGACCUGGUCAGAAGCUCACGGAGUCCGUGGGGGAGAGGGCCCCCAAAGAAAAGCCCACCCAGCCAGCACUGCGGCAAGCCCGUCAGGGACCCACGGAUGAGGCCCAGAUGGCGGCCGCAGCGGCCCUGGCCCGGCUUGAACAGAAGCAGCCCAGGGCCCGGGGCCCCACAUCGCAGGAGUCCAUCCGCAACCAGGUGAGAAAGGAACUUCGAGCUGAAGCGACUGUCAGCGGGAGCACAGAGGCCCCAGGAAGCAACACGGUAAAGACGUCCGGACGGCAGCCAGACGCCCGCGGGGCCUUCUGGAGCAGGAAGCUGGUUCUUGCCUGUGUUGGUCUAAUUGGCCAUUUCCUCAUUACGAGCCAGGGGUCCAGCCCUGGGGCUGUGCCCAAGGCCAAAGAGGAGGGCUCAGCCCAUCUGGCGGUGCCCGGCGUGUGCUUCACGUGCCCGCUCACCGGGGCCACGCUCAGGAAGGACCAGCGGGAUGCCCACAUCAAAGAGGCCAUUCUCUCGCACUUCUCCACGGACCCCGUGGCUGCCUCCAUCAUGAAGAUCCACACGUUCAACAAAGACCGGGACCGGGUGAAGCUGGGUGUGGACACCAUUGCCAAGUACCUGGACAACAUCUGCCUGCACCCCGAGGAGGAGAAAUACAGGAAGAUCAAGUUGCAGAACCGAGUGUUCCAGGAGCGCAUUAACUGCCUGGAAGGGACCCAUGAGUUUUUUGAGGCCAUUGGCUUCCAGAAGGCACUGCUUCCAGUUCCUGAUCAGGAGGGCCCCGAGGAGUUCUACGUGCUGAGUGAGGGCGUCCUGGCCCAGCCCCAGAGCCUGCAGAGGCACAAGGAGCAGCUUCUGGUCGCUGAGCCCGUGCGGGCCACCCUGGCCCGCCAGCGCCGGCUCUUCCGGCCCUCGCCCAUGGCCUCCCAGUUCGAGCUGCCCGGGGACUUCUACAACCUCACGGCAGAGGAGAUCAAGCGGGAGCAGAGGCUCAGGUCCGAGGCAGUGGAGCGGCUGAGUGUGCUGCGGACCAAGGCCAUGCGGGAGCGGGAGGAGCAGCGCGAGCUGCGCAAGUACACCUACACUCUGCUGCGCGUGCGCCUCCCCGACGGCUGCCUGCUGCAGGGGACCUUCUACGCCCGGGAGCGUGUGGCCGCGCUGUAUGCGUUCGUGCGGGAGGCCUUGCGGAACGAUUGGCUGCCUUUUGACCUGCUGGCCUCCGGCGGGCAGAGGUUGUCAGAGGACGAGAGCCUGGCCUUCAACGAGUGCGGGCUGGUGCCCUCGGCCCUCCUGACCUUCUCGUGGGACGCAGCCGUGCUCGAGGACAUCAAGGCCGCGGGGGCUGAUCCAGACUCAUCUAUUCUGAAACCUGAGCUCCUGGCGGCCAUCGAGAAGCUCUCGUGAAAUAAAAGCAGGGUUGGCUUCA
Lutra lutra (Eurasian river otter) is the source of this 1584-nucleotide messenger RNA. RefSeq names its product UBX domain protein 6 (gene UBXN6). Gene Ontology annotation, molecular function: protein binding. NCBI's taxonomy places the organism in Eukaryota, Metazoa, Chordata, Mammalia, Carnivora, Mustelidae. The coding region runs from base 111 to 1562 and encodes 483 amino acids. Gene Ontology annotation, cellular component: cytoplasm. The transcript has 10 exons. The record is from RefSeq and is a predicted model, not a curated record.